AUGCAGCUCAAUGGCAUCUCUUACUACGUACCGCCUCAUGCAGUCGGAAAAGUCCCGAGGGACGUGUUUGAGGUUAAUGAAAGCAUUGGGCUGCUUCCAAUUACUGUUCUCAACACGCACGAACAGUCAUUGAGUCUUGAUGAUGUCAAUAACAUCACGGCAACGUUUUCCAAGACGGAUGAUGUUUAUCAACUUGGUUUCUCCCAAGGCUUCUUCGUGCAGGGAAGGAGUGCUAACAAUGAGAGAGCUGAUGUUACGGUGCUGGGUAACUCUACCGCUUUUUGGGUUUCCAAAGCUCAAAAUAGCAAUCCUCUCCCUGAUGGCCCAUACUUCGUCUCUACUACUGGGCGUAUCUACCAAGCCUAUAGGCUGUACACCGAUGUUCAAGGCGCAUUCAGUGAAUCCUCAAUCCAGAAUCAAGAUGGCUCGUACUCCGUUCUUCCAGCCAACCUACCUGGUCAAUCUCUUGCAGUUGCCGUUCCUUCAAGACUCUACUUUACAAGAACUACCAAAAAGCCACUGGCUGGUGUUAGACUCGGGGUUAAAGACAUUUUCGAUAUCCAGGGGCUCAAAACCUCAAAUGGAAACAGGGCUUGGUAUCAUCUUUAUCCUGCAGCUAACCGAACAGCACCUGCUGUCCAAAACUUGCUGGAUGCCGGUGCUGUCAUUGUGGGAAAGAUGAAGACGAGUCAGUUCGCGAAUGGAGAAUCGGCUACUGCUGAUUGGGUGGAUUAUCACGCACCGUUCAACCCUCGAGGAGACGGGUAUCAAGAUCCAUCAUCCUCUUCCGCUGGUCCGGCUGCUGGUGAAGCUGCGUAUCCAUGGCUGGACAUUGCUCUUGGUUCUGAUACUGGAGGCAGCAUACGGUCACCGAGUCAAGUUCAGGGGAUCUACGGGAAUAGACCAAGUCACGGACUGGUUUCUCUGGAUAAUGCGAUGCCCCUGUCACCUCAGUUUGACACGGCCGGCUUGUUUGCGCGUGACCCGACUCUAUGGAAAACCGCGGCCCAGGCACUGUAUCGCACAAAAAUCAGCUUCAGUGAUUCAUAUCCUUCAAAUAUCCUGACGAUUGGCUUUCCGACACAGGCCGAAUCUGAGCUAGAUAUUACCCUCACCCGAUUUCUGGCGAACCUAACCAACUUUCUCUUGGCAAAUGCCACCCCCUUUGACCUUGACGAUCACUGGAAUAGCACGAACCCUGACGCCCCUUCUGUGUCGGCCUUGCUUAACAACACAUAUGAGAUUGUAUCAGCCAAGGAGCAGGCACGACUUGUGCGAGACCCCUUCUUUAGAGACUAUGGAGCUGCUCAUGAUGGAAGACGGCCUCACGUCAACCCUGCGCCCCUGAACCGUUGGGCGUUUGGUGACAACUCGACGUCGACUGUUGAGCAGGGCAUCGCAAACAAGACUCAGUUCAUGGAAUGGUUCAACACCAGGGUAUUAUCCCAUGACACCGAGUCUUGUUCUGACAACCUGCUCGUAUAUGUUCCGAGAACGCCAGAGCCAGUUUACAGAGACACGUAUCGGUCAGGCCCACAAGUCCCAAAGGCCUUCUCGACGAGUCGAAUAUCGGUCAUGAGCGAGACGCCUGACAUGGUUGUGCCGAUUGGACAGGUGGCUUAUCGUUCUUCGGUUACUUCUCACACGGAAUACUUGCCUGUUAGCGUUGACCUGAUGGCUGCUAAAGGGUGCGACGGCAUGUUGUUCUCGUUAAUUCAAGACUUGUACGAGGCGAGGAUCUUGGGGAUUAGUCAAACGGGGAGAAGUCAUGUUACUGGCGAGGAGGCUUUAGUCUAG
Messenger RNA from Fusarium keratoplasticum, 1797 nucleotides. Its product is annotated as Amidase domain-containing protein. The transcript has 4 exons. The coding region runs from base 1 to 1797 and encodes 598 amino acids. Lineage: Eukaryota; Fungi; Ascomycota; Sordariomycetes; Hypocreales; Nectriaceae. The record is from RefSeq and is a predicted model, not a curated record.